CCCACACCAUAUAUUCUUUCUUCCUUGCCAAAGGCAAAGUCAGGUCUUUCCUUACGAUAUUUCACACGCUAAAACGACUGUAAUUACAUGCAUACAUACAUACAUACAUAUAUACUUACACCAUCAACGACCUUAAAUAACUAGCCGCCUUCUGUCACUUUUUCAGGUUCGGUUUCCUGCCACAUUUCUAUGUUUUUUUUUUUUCGAUUCUUUUGAGGUUUUUAUACGUUUUUGCUAUCUGGGUCUGUUUCAUUUCUCAAUUUGGUGAACUGGGUCGUUUUGAUUCUUUUCAUCUGUUGUGUAUUCUUUUAGGGUUUUUAGAAAGGGGUUUCACUGUUCUGGCUGAUUCAAUCAAUUCAAAUUUCAAGACUUUUGGUCCAAUUUUUUACUUGUUCUUUGUUAAUUUGUUGAGUUGGAGAUACUAUAAGCUUCAAUUUUUUGAGCUUUUUUGUUUGAUAACCUUUGAAUCAAAGCUUAUUAGGGUUUAUAUUACUGUAUUGAUCCGAAUAAUUGAUGAUUCGUUUGUAAUUCGGGUUUUUUAUGGAAGUUUGAGUGUGUUAAUUCAUUGAGAAUGGCUGCUUUUAUGUUUAGUCUACUGCUGUUCAUGCAAGUAUCGAGAUCCUUUGCUUCCAGUCUCGAAGUAAAGUCGAAGAUUUGCGGCGCUGAUCGCUUAGAGUAUUCGAAUUCAUUCGGUUGUGAACUGUUUUAUUUGAAUGGUAAUCUGGUAGAUAAAGUUCUGUUCUGUAAGGCCCUGCAGUUUCACUAUGCAGAGCAUUGUGCGUUUAAAGGUUAUAUGGGAACUGAUUACUGUGAGUUGGACCUUUCAUCAGGUUUUUUUGCAGCUGAAUUGUCCAUAGGAAGAAGAAAAUUAUUGCGGGAGCAAAAGAAGAAAGAUGAUAAUCCGGAGGGGAAGAAAUAUUCAGCCUCGUCCAAAGUCGGGAUAGCAGCAUCGGGAAUUGUUUUGACAUGUUGUGUUUUUAUCUGCCCUUGUGUUUAUAGGAAAAAGAGAGAAACCGCCUCUACUGUUCUUAAAAAGGAGCCGAAUUCAAGUGAUUCGACGUCCCCUUUAGAUGUGAAUAUUCAUGUUCCUCAUGAAAAGGUUCCUCCUAAUCCUUCAGUAUUCUCAGUGUCUCCAAACCUCAAUAGAACCGGGUCAGUGCAUCUCAAUCUAGCACAGGUCACCAGAGCUACCCGUAAUUUCUCACCAGCUCUACAGAUAGGUGAAGGGGGGUUCGGAACUGUCUACAGGGCUCAGCUAGAUUCCGGUCAGGUGGUUGCUGUUAAACGAGCAAAGAAGGAACAUUUUGAGAAUCUGCAAACUGAGUUCAGCAGUGAAGUUGAACUUCUAUCCAAGAUUGAUCAUAGGAACCUUGUGAGGCUUCUUGGUUAUGUCGAUAAAGGAAAUGAACGGCUUAUUAUUACGGAAUAUGUACCGAACGGUACUCUAAGAGAUCAUUUGGAUGGUCAACGAGGCAAAAUCUUGGAUUUCAAUCAGCGACUUGAAAUUGCCAUUGAUGUUGCUCAUGGCCUUACCUAUCUCCAUCUUUAUGCAGAGAAGCAAAUUAUUCAUCGAGAUGUGAAGUCAUCCAACAUUCUUCUUACGGAAAGCAUGAGAGCCAAAGUGGCUGAUUUUGGAUUCGCGAGACUUGGUCCCAUGGAUUCGGACCAAACACAUAUUUCAACCAAAGUGAAAGGAACAGUUGGUUACCUUGAUCCCGAGUACAUGAAAACCUAUCAACUCACGACCAAGAGUGAUGUGUACUCGUUUGGGAUUUUACUUAUCGAAAUUCUGUCCGGCCGCCGUCCUGUGGAUCUAAGGAGACCUGUUGAAGAGCGCAUCACACUUAGAUGGGCAUUCCGUAAGUUUAACGAAGGACAAGCCGUGGAACUAGUGGAUCCUAUGAUGGAAGAAGCUGUUGAUGCCGAGAUAAUAGUGAAGAUGUUUGCAUUGGCAUUUCAAUGUGCAGCACCCAUAAGACACGACCGGCCGGAGAUGAAAUUCGUGGGAGAACAUUUGUGGGCGAUAAGAGCCGACUUUCGUAGGAGUUCGAGAUGAGGCUAAGCAGAAAGAGAGGCUUUGAGAGUAGUCUUCUCUCCCCUUGAUUGUUAAUUUGUUCUGCCCUCGGUUCAAGCUUUUCCGGAAAAACCAGAAUUCGUAUUUAGGAGGAAGCUGUGAUGGAACUUUUGCCUGGUUUUCUUGCUUCAAGUAUCUCAUAAUGUCAUUUGUGGCAAAGCUUAAAAAGUAAAUACGUAGAUAUAUUUACUCACCUGUAUGAUUUAGAGGAUUCACUUUUUCCAGUUCAAUUUUAUUUAUAUAUAUCUAAAGUUUUUCUACAUAUUUGGAGGGUCGUAUCCUCAUAUACCCGUGUCUGAAAUGUUUAGGGUACAAGUUUUGGAUGCGGGUUUUUUUCUCUUUAAAACCCGAAAAUGGACUUGGAAAAAAUAGGCCCAGCCCAUUUUAAACUUAUUCUUCGGGUUUUAUAUUUGUAUCCAAAUCUUUUGAAGUUCUAUUUGUUUCAUUGAAAAUGAAUUUCGGAAAAUGACUUUUUUAGAAAAGUUAAAA
Messenger RNA from Gossypium arboreum, 2563 nucleotides. RefSeq names its product calmodulin-binding receptor-like cytoplasmic kinase 3. Bases 572 to 2056 code for a protein of 494 amino acids. The transcript has 8 exons. The record is from RefSeq and is a predicted model, not a curated record. Gene Ontology annotation, molecular function: protein kinase activity; ATP binding. Gene Ontology annotation, biological process: protein phosphorylation. NCBI's taxonomy places the organism in Eukaryota, Viridiplantae, Streptophyta, Magnoliopsida, Malvales, Malvaceae.